Messenger RNA from Oldenlandia corymbosa var. corymbosa, 2195 nucleotides. The record is from the annotation of a GenBank genome assembly. Lineage: Eukaryota; Viridiplantae; Streptophyta; Magnoliopsida; Gentianales; Rubiaceae.
CAUUCUCGUACAAUCUCCAAUUAAUUAAUACAGACCCAAAACUAGUUCUUCUUUGGUUCUCAUCAUCUCAUUUCUGCCUCAACGCAUUCUUCAACAGUCAGUCAUUAGAAAAAUGGAAGCUCUUCAAUUCAGUUCUUAUGGUGGUGGUGUUGCCGGUUUAAAGCAUGUCAGAGUUCCAAUUCCAGAGCCCAAAAAAGAUGAAGUGCAGAUCAAAGUGGAAGCAACAAGUUUGAAUCCAUUCGAUUGGAAGAUCCAAGCCGGCACGCUUCGUCCCUUCCUUCCCAGCAAGUUCCCUUAUACCCCUUGUAAGUUACUCUUCCCCAUCUCUCUGCAAUUCAUUAAGAUUUCUAAAAAUUCCUAUCAAUGGGAUACUGAUCGUCGAAAAUGUGCAGGCACUGAUGUUGCAGGGGAGGUAACAAAAGUUGGUUCUUCUAAUUCUAAAGGCUUCAAGCCCGGCGACAAAGUUGUAGCCAUGAUCAGUCCCGCUGUAAGAUAAUUGUGAUUUUUUUCUUACAUUUUCUUUUGGUGGGCUAAAAUCAACCGGAUUCUCUGAUGUUUUUGUUUGUUGAUGGAAUUAAUGAAACAGAAUGGAGGUGGGCUGGCAGAGUACGCCGCCGUGAAGGCCAACUUGACAGUAAUCCGGCCAGAUACUGUAUCGGCAGCCGACGGAGCAUCAUUGGCAACCACCGCAAUGACGGCUUAUCAGGCCCUCAAGACGGUCGGCGGGCUAACCACUCGCCCAAUCCAAAACAUUCUGAUCACCGCCGCCUCCGGCGGGGUGGGAAUCAUGGCAGUUCAACUUGCAAAACUACUGGCUCCCAGCUCACACGUGACCGUAACUUGUGGUGCCCGGAACUUCGAAUUCAUGAGGAGUUUAGGAGCUGAUGAAGUUCUUGACUACAAAUCUCCAGAAGGGGCUUCUUUAAAGAGCCCGUCUGGGAAGAAAUACGACUUGGUGGUGGAUGCUGCUUCAGGGAUUUCGUGGUCUACUUUUGCGAGUAAUAUGAGUGCCAAGUCCAAAGUUGUGUACUUGACUCCUAAUGGGAGCUCCUUCUUGACUGUGGUUCUGAGGAAAAUCACCUUUUCCAGCAAGCAGGCAGCGAUAUUGUUUACAGCUCAGAACGAUAAGGAUUUGGAGUUUCUGGUUCGUUUGGUUGAGGAAGGGAAACUCAAGGUGAAGAUUGACUCCAAAUACCCUUUAACCAAGGCAGAAGAUGCUUGGGCUAAGUGUAUGGAUGGUCAUGCUACCGGAAAGAUCAUUGUUGAGCCUUGAAAAAUCACUGUUUGUUUUUUUUGCUGAGGAUUUGGUUGAAUUACAUAUGUGAAUUGGUGAUAUACUUGAAUACAGUAAAAAGUCUAUUGUUUGUGACUUGUGAGAGUUGAGAGCAAUUGAUGCUGCGGUAGAAUUAUUAUUCUUUUAGUCAAAGUUGGCGACUCCAAAUAGUGUGGCCUUGGGCUAACUAUGCCGGAUCUCUCAACUCUGUUUUGUUUUGAAUUUUGAUUCGUUUUAAGUAAACAUUUUCACUUUUGAUUAUCAAGUUGUAAUUUUAGUCCUCCCCACUAAUGUACACAAUUUGUCAAAGUAAACAGUAUCCCGUACGUUACAGUUAAUUUUAACCCCGUGUUCAAACUAAAUGUUCUACUAUUAGUGUGUUCAAAAGGAGAGCUUUACUCCAGUAACCAAAGGGACUCAAAAGGAGUUACGGAGUAUCUACAAAUAUUGCAGGAUUUUGGAGAGCAUCUAAUUUGGCGAGGUGAAUAACCUGUGUGUUCUGAGUCUAUUUGGGAGGCUUGAUUAGUUAUAUCAUAUGUGUUUAUACGAGGCAAAUUUGUGAUAGGUUAAUUGACAUUUUUAGUGACGAUUUGUCUUAAAUCUUCACAUGGUCUCCAUAUAUUCGAUCUUCCCUAUAUGUUAAAACCCCGUUGGUCGGAACAUAAUGUUAUUGAUAUAUUCGGACUCCGGUCCUCAGCUGCACAAGCAGUUGGUCCCAACUGCAGAACUUAAAAGCUCGCCAAGCCCUCACAGGAGCAACUGUUCUUACCAAAGUCAUGUCUUGGUGGUUCAGAUUGUAAAUUUAAAUUCAAAAACUCAGCCAUGUUUGGCUUGAACUGCUUAAAUUUCUGUGUAAAUUAAAUGAUUUAUAUUGUUACUUGGACUGGAUUUCAAUCUUCAUAUCCAUGUCCUUUCUGAUGAG